Ilex paraguariensis (yerba mate) is the source of this 564-nucleotide messenger RNA. NCBI's taxonomy places the organism in Eukaryota, Viridiplantae, Streptophyta, Magnoliopsida, Aquifoliales, Aquifoliaceae. The record is from the annotation of a GenBank genome assembly.
GCCACAGAGUUUUACAUAUCAAAUCAAGACGAUUUCCCAAUUGUUGAGGCUGAAAACCAGUGCUCUACUAGAAGCAAUGCAGACCAGAUCAGAAGACAAUGUUGCCAUGAUAAAGAAUUUCCUUCAGCUGAUGACCCAAACAUGUCUAUCAACUUGCUUACUGUUGCCAGUACAGGCAAUGCUGCUUUUCUUGAUGAGCUUCUAAAGGCAAGUUGGACCCUGACAUUGGAGACUCCAAAGGAAGGACCCCAUUGCAUCAAAGGGCAUGAAGAAUGUGUGUCAGUGCUCCUCAAGCAUGCCUGUAACAUUCACCUGCAAGCAGAUGUAGAUGGUAAUACUGCCAUGUGGGAUGCUAUAGCAGCAAAGUACCACUCCAUAUUUCGGAUGUUGUAUCAUUAUGCUUCUAUCUCUGAUCCCUACACUGCCGGUGACCUUUUAUGUACAGCUGCAAAGAGAAAUGAUUUGAAGGUGAUGAAGGAACUCCUGAAACACGGAGUACACGUUCACAUGAAGGAUCAUCAAGGGUUACGGCUAUCCAAGUCGCAAUGGCAUAAAACCACAUAG